Molecule: messenger RNA, 906 nt
Organism: Closterium sp. NIES-65
Lineage: Eukaryota; Viridiplantae; Streptophyta; Zygnematophyceae; Desmidiales; Closteriaceae
Source: the annotation of a GenBank genome assembly
AUGGCUACCCCCAGUGUCCUUACCUUUGAUGCUGAAGGUCGUGCUGUUGACUUUGAGGUCUGGGUCGAUGACCUCCAGCUGUUCCUACAAUGCGAUAGGGCAGACGGACUCUCCCUGUUCGAUCUCACCUCUGGUGCCUCUCCUGCCUCGCCUGCUACUUGUGACAGCACUGUUCGCUCACAGUGGGCCACACGCGAUGCUGCUGCCCGUCUUGCUGUGCGUCGCCACUUACCGACCACUGAGCGUGCACACUUUAGCCAGUACAAGAGAGCUAAGACCUUGUACGACACUGUCGUUGCACGCUACUCUUCCCCUGCCACUGCUGCGUUGAGCCGCCUCAUGCUCUCGUACCUGUUCCCUGACCUUGCUGCCUUUGCCAUAGUCGUUGACCUCAUUAUGCACCUUCGCACUAGUGACACUCGCUACCGCGCUGCUCUUCCUGCUGAGUUCUGUGCCAAGAACCCCCCCCCCAUGUACAUCACCCUCUACUACAUAGUCACCCGGCUCCCUGACUCCCUUCGCUUAGUCACUGAGGGGUGUUCCCCUCCCCCCUUCUUGCCCUCUAUUGCUUUUGCUGUUGCGGCCGACCUCGUUGGUUUCGAGUCGGUCGGCGCUGCGUCUACCCCUAGCGGGAGACGCCGCACCGGCAAGGGCAAGGGGGGCAAGGGCGCUGGAGGGGCUGGCGGGGGCGGUGGUAGUGGUGGUGGAGGCAGUGGAGGGGGUGGGGGUGGUGGUGGGAGUGGUGGCGGGGGUGGAGGUGUCGGUGGCACCAGUGGAGGCGGAGGAGGCGGCGGUGGUGGCGGAGGGAGCGGAGGCGGCGGAGGUGGCGGAGGCGGCGGAGGUGGCGGAGGCGGUGGCGGCAGCGGUGGAGCUUGUCGGAGCUCUGCGCAGAGGAGUGGGUCAUGA